AUGGAUUCAGCAUCGGUUAAUGAAACCCCAAUGCCGCGUCCCAUGACGACGUCAGAUCCUAGCGGCAGGAGCUUGGAUAGAGGUGCUAUUUCCAUGCGCCGUCGCUUGACACUGGACGAGUCCGAGCGUUUUACCGCUACGAGGGGUCCUACCCAGUAUACUCAGUAUGGAAAAACUCCCAACGUACUGCGGAGAAUACGCGCUGCUCGUAGCGAUAUAGGUGACAUGGGCCGGGAAUUGUUCAUGCACCCGGAUGAGAUUCGUCGUUUACCAUACAUAUUAGACGCCCGCAUUGACGAAGUACAGACUCGAUUCAAUACCUUUUUACGGGAAUUCCGAAUAGAAGAUUUCAUCGGUGUAAUUUCGCCUACAGACGAGGACUAUGAAUUACUAGACAGGCGUGAAAAGUUUGUAUCUCGAUGGACAUCUGUAUAUUAUGCGUUGAAAAUGUUGUCAUACAUAGACGGGCAAUUUGUAUCCAAUAUGGCUGAAUCUGGCAACAAUUCAUCUACAGCGAUGCGUCGCUAUGAAGUAAAUUUGUGUCACAUUAAGGCGUUUGACUGCGUAUUGUAUACGUUGCUCAUUAAAUACCCAGCUGACUGUGUUAGCGAGCUUGAUAGAGUGGUACAGCGUCUUUUCGAGGAAUCGAUAUCGGAAUACUUCGGCGAAACGGGUGUCGUUGUUGAUCAUAAACAGAUGCAUUUGAGUCCAAGGGUUCGUCUAUUUGGCAAACCGGAUGUGGAUUACACUUCCACCCUAGGCCCCAGAGAUAUUGACACGCUUGUGUCUCUGAAGGGUAUCGUCGUACGUUGUUCAGAUAUAACACCGGAAAUGACAAUGGCAGCCUUCAGAUGUUCGGGUCAAAUGAAAACUGGAAUCAACGCUUUAGAGAAAUGCACGCAAGAGAUGUACGAAUAUGUAAUCCAGGGUGAAGUGAAUGAACCUAUGUCUUGUUCCAAGUGCAAGAAUCGAAACUGUUUUGAAUUGUGGCACAACAUGUGUUGUUUCGCCAGUAAGCAGUUAGUAAAGUUGAUCGAAUUACCACAAUCCGCUUCGGAGGCGCCACAGUCGGUCAUAGUUUACGCUUAUGAUGAUUUGAUCGAUUCUGCAAUGCCUGGUGACAAAGUUGAAAUAACAGGUAUAUUUAAAACAUCUGCGGUUCGUGUGAACCCUAGAAUGAGAACGUGCAACGCCAUUUAUCGCACAUUCAUAAAUGCGUUACAUAUUCGAUUGGAGGAAUCUUCUAAGAACCGGAUGUCAUCUGUACCAAAAGCUUACCCCUCGUUGGAAAAAACUCCUUUGAAUUACUCACAAGAUAUUGUGAAGGAGAUUAUGCGGCUCUCCAAAUGUCCCAAUAUUUAUGACUUGCUAGUAAAGUCGUUUGCACCAUCUAUCCAAGGUCACGAUGAUGUGAAGCGUGGGUUGUUGUGUCAGCUAUUUGGAGCCAGCGUUGACUUAUCUUCGCGUAUGAGAUCGCAGAUUAAUGUACUUCUCUGCGGGGACCCAUCGACGUCUAAGUCGCAACUAUUAAAAUAUGUCCACAUGCUUGCUCCACGCGGAGUCUACACCAGUGGAAAGGGCAGUAGUCAAGUAGGUCUAACAGCUUACGUUCGCAAAGAUGUAGAGACGCAUGAGUAUGUGCUUGAGAGCGGUGCCGUUGUACUAUCUGACGGUGGAAUAUGUUGUAUUGAUGAGUUUGACAAAAUGGAUGAUUUUGCCAAGGCUAUUUUGCACGAGGUAAUGGAGCAACAAACGGUGACCAUCGCCAAGGCUGGUAUAGUGGCAACGUUGAACGCCAGAACAGCUAUAUUGGCUUCAGCGAAUCCCAUUAACUCGCGUUAUGACAAGCGCAAAGCCGUGGUAGAGAACAUAAAUUUAACGCCAUCUCUGUUCAGCAGAUUUGACCUUAUAUAUCUCGUUUUGGAUUGCAUAGAGCCUAACAUGGACAAGACUAUUGCGAAGCGCCUGUGCAACUCAUUCGCAGGAACAGAUGAUGAGAACCCUCCUAUCGAUUCUCUUACUCUGUCACGUUAUAUUUCUUUCGCAAGAGCGAACUGCAAUCCGUAUUUGACGGCGGAGAGUCGGAAAAUUAUCGUUUCCGAGUACCUUAAGGUUCGUGUAACCGAGGGUUAUCCGUCUAAAUUACCGUGUGCCAGUGCUCGUCAACUUGAAGGACUUAUUCGUCUUAGUCAAGCCCUAGCUAAGAUGAAACUUUCCCCCAAGGUUACACCGUCGGAUGCGCGCGAGGCUGCCAGGUUGAUGAAGGCUACUACCUUCCAGUCGCUUAUUGACCCAAUAACGGGGAAGAUAGACUUCGACCAGCUCGCAACUGGUCUUACCUCAGCUGCCGCCAAGCGCACAGAGGCCUUGUGUGAUGAAAUAUUAUCGGCCAUCGGGUUCAUUACUACAUCUGAAGCUUUUGCGACUGUGGACGCGAUAUAUGACCGCUGUAAAUCCCAGUUUAAGCUUAGGGGAGAGUAUCUUGAACGUCGGCAGCUUUUGGAUGCGCUAGAUAAGCUGCAACAGGAAAGCAAGAUCGCCAAACGUCAAGGUGGCUUCAAAUCUUUGUAA
Molecule: messenger RNA, 2571 nt
Organism: Babesia sp. Xinjiang
Lineage: Eukaryota; Apicomplexa; Aconoidasida; Piroplasmida; Babesiidae
Product: DNA replication licensing factor MCM4
Exons: 1
Coding region: 1-2571 (856 amino acids)
Biological process (GO): DNA strand elongation involved in DNA replication; double-strand break repair via break-induced replication; DNA replication
Cellular component (GO): MCM complex; nucleus
Molecular function (GO): ATP binding; single-stranded DNA helicase activity; single-stranded DNA binding
Source: RefSeq, a predicted model, not a curated record